AUGCCAGUGUUCCCAAGCCAUUCCCACGUGUCUAGUGUCAGACCAGAGUACUUCCUGGAUUUCACCUGCCUGUGGCAACCGCUCGCCAACCUAGACGGCAGGACACCACUGCCAUCACAAGUCAUAUGCCGCACCAAGCCAAUGCCGCACCAAGCCAAUGCCGCUGGUAAGGAGGCGUUUCUGCCGAGCGGGGAGGGGAGGCGAAACUUUUCAUGUUCAAUCAUGGGCCGGGACUCAUGCCUACCGUACCCCAAGGGCGGUGUGUUUGAUAAUGGCGAUGGCGAUGGCACCGGGAGCGAUGGGUGA
Colletotrichum tamarilloi is the source of this 306-nucleotide messenger RNA. RefSeq lists its product as uncharacterized. Bases 1 to 306 code for a protein of 101 amino acids. The transcript has a single exon. The record is from RefSeq and is a predicted model, not a curated record. Lineage: Eukaryota; Fungi; Ascomycota; Sordariomycetes; Glomerellales; Glomerellaceae.